Messenger RNA from Sciurus carolinensis (gray squirrel), 3331 nucleotides. It is a transcript of the gene Dis3l, whose product is annotated as DIS3 like exosome 3'-5' exoribonuclease. Gene Ontology annotation, cellular component: cytoplasmic exosome (RNase complex). Gene Ontology annotation, biological process: rRNA catabolic process. The record is from RefSeq and is a predicted model, not a curated record. The transcript is spliced from 17 exons. NCBI's taxonomy places the organism in Eukaryota, Metazoa, Chordata, Mammalia, Rodentia, Sciuridae. Bases 121 to 3297 code for a protein of 1058 amino acids. Gene Ontology annotation, molecular function: RNA binding; 3'-5'-RNA exonuclease activity.
GCCGGGCCGGGCAGGGGACCGAAGGGCGGGCCCCAAGCCGCGGCCUCGCCUCAGCUACUUCCCGGCAGCUCCGGGCGGCCUCCCGGGACCCAGAGCUCCGCCGGGCUGGGCGCUGCCACCAUGCUGCAGAAGCGGGAAAAGGUUCUACUUCUGAGGACCUUCCAGGGCCGGACACUGCGGAUCGUGCGUGAGCACUACCUGCGGCCCAGCGUGCCCUGCAACAGCGCGCUCUGCCCGCAGCCCGCCGCCUGCCGCAACGAGGGGAAGCUCUUGUCUAGUGAUGUGACUCAUUAUGUGAUCCCAGACUGGAAAGUAGUUCAAGAUUACCUUGAGAUCCUUGAAUUUCCAGAGUUGAAGGGAAUUAUUUUCAUGCAAACGGCUUGUCAAGCUGUGCAGCAUCAAAGAGGCCGGAGACAGUAUAACAAAUUGAGAAACCUCCUGAAGGACGCACGUCAUGAUUGCAUUCUCUUUGCUAAUGAAUUCCAGCAGCACUGCUAUCUCCCUCGGGAAAGAGGAGAAUCCAUGGAAAAAUGGCAGACCAGGAGCAUAUACAAUGCAGCUGUUUGGUACUAUCACCACUGCCAGGAUAGGAUGCCCAUUGUUAUGGUGACAGAAGAUGAAGAGGCGAUUCAGCAGUAUGGAAGUGAAACAGAAGGAGUAUUCGUGAUUUCUUUCAAGAAUUACCUGGACAACUUUUGGCCAGACCUAAAAGCUGCCCAUGAGCUUUGUGAUUCUAUCCUUCAGUCUCGACAGGAGAGGGAGAAUGAGAGUCAGGAGAGCCAUGGAAAGGAGUACCCAGAACAUCUUCCCUUGGAAGUGUUAGAAGCUGGCAUCAAAUCUGGACGCUAUAUCCAGGGGAUUCUGAAUGUCAAUAAACACAGAGCACAAAUAGAAGCUUUUGUUCGACUUCAAGGAGCCAGCAGUAAAGAUUCAGGUUUAAUCAGUGACAUCCUAAUCCACGGCAUGAAGGCUCGGAACCGCUCUAUUCAUGGAGAUGCUGUGGUUGUGGAACUGCUCCCUAAAAAUGAAUGGAAAGGAAGAACCGCUGCCCUGUGUGAGAAUGACAGUGAUGACAAGGCUUUGGGCGAGUCCCCCAGCGAGCCCAUGCCUACAGGUCGAGUAGUGGGCAUUCUUCAGAAGAACUGGAGGGAUUAUGUGGUGACGUUUCCAUCCAAAGAAGAGGUCCAAUCGCAGGGCAAAAAUGCUCAGAAAAUCCUAGUUACACCUUGGGAUUACAGAAUUCCCAAAAUUCGAAUUAGUACCCAGCAGGCAGAAGCCCUCCAGGUAGCCAACACUGACUUCAGGGUGGUUGUGCGCAUCGAUUCCUGGGAGUCAACAUCUGUGUAUCCAAAUGGGCAUUUUGUGCGUGUUUUAGGAAGAAUUGGUGAUCUGGAAGGGGAGAUUGCAACCAUCUUGGUAGAAAACAGUAUUUCAGUUGUCCCUUUCUCAGAAGCUCAGAUGUGUGAGAUGCCAGUUAACACACCAGAAAAUCCUUGGAAGGUGAGUCCUGAAGAGGAACAAGUACGUAAAGACUUAAGAAAAACCCAUCUUGUGUUCAGCAUUGACCCCAAAGGUUGUGAAGAUGUGGAUGACACACUCUCAGUCCGAACCUUAAAUAAUGGCAAUCUGGAACUUGGAGUCCACAUUGCAGAUGUAACACACUUUGUGGCUCCCAAUUCUUACAUUGAUGUUGAAGCUAGAACAAGGGCCACCACUUAUUAUUUAGCAGAUCGUCGCUAUGACAUGCUGCCCUCUAUCCUCAGUGCUGAUUUGUGUUCCCUGCUGGGAGGUGUUGAUAGGUAUGCUGUAAGUGUCAUGUGGGAAUUGGAUGAAACCUCUUAUGAAAUUAAGAAAGUGUGGUAUGGCAGAACCAUUAUUCGAUCAGCUUAUAAACUCUUCUAUGAAGCAGCCCAGGAACUACUGGAUGGAAACUUCAGCAUUGUUGAUGAUAUUCCAGAACUUAAAGAUCUGGAUGAGAAGAGCAGACAAGUCAAGCUGGAGGAAUUAGUGUGGGCAAUUGGAAAGCUGACUGACAUAGCUCGCCAUAUCCGAGCUAAACGAGAUCGUUGUGGUGCCCUGGAACUGGAAGGGGUAGAGGUUCGAGUACAGUUAGAUGAAAAAAAGAACAUUCAUGACCUCAUCCCCAAGCAACCUCUGGAGGUCCAUGAGACAGUGGCUGAAUGUAUGAUCCUGGCCAACCACUGGGUAGCCAAGAAGAUCUGGGAGAGCUUCCCUCAUCAGGCUUUAUUGCGCCAACAUCCUUCUCCACACCAGGAGUUUUUCUCUGAGCUCCGGGAAUGUGCUAAAGCAAAAGGCUUCUUCAUUGAUACACGGUCCAAUAAAACACUGGCUGAUUCUCUGGAUAAUGCAAAUGACCCCAAUGAUCCUAUUGUAAACAGACUGCUACGUUCUAUGGCUACACAAGCCAUGUCUAAUGCACUGUAUUUCUCUACUGGAUCAUGUGCAGAGGAAGAGUUCCAUCAUUAUGGUCUUGCGUUAGAUAAAUAUACCCAUUUUACUUCUCCAAUAAGAAGAUAUUCAGAUAUUGUAGUACAUCGACUGUUAAUGGCAGCCAUUUCCAAAGAUAAGAAAAUAGAAAUUAAAGAAAACCUGCUCAGCAACAAGGAUCUUGAGGAAUUAUGCAGACAUAUCAACAACAGAAACCGAGCAGCACAGCAUUCUCAGAAGCAGUCUACUGAACUCUUCCAGUGCAUGUACUUUAAAGACAAGGACCCUGAAACUGAGGAGCGAUGCAUAGCUGAUGGAGUUAUUUAUUCAAUUAGAACAAAUGGUGUGCUUGUAUUUAUUCCAAGGUUUGGGAUUAAAGGUGCUGCUUAUCUAAAAAAUAAAGAUGGUUUAGUGAUCUCAUGUGGCCCAGAUAGCUGUUCUGAGUGGAAACCAGGAUCUCUUCAACGAUUUCAAAACAAAAUCAUCUCUACCACAACAGCAGGACAAUCUGUUACAUUCCAUUUGUUUGACCAUGUAACAGUAAGAAUAUCUGUACAGGCCUUGCGUUGCCAUUCUGAUACAAUCAGGCUUGAAAUAAUAAGUAACAAACCAUACAUGAUACCAAACACAGAACUUUUUCAUCAGAGUUCUCUCUUGCUGAAGAGUGAAUUAGUGAAAGAAGUGACCAGAUCUAUGGAAGAAGCUCAGCUUGCCCAAGAAGUCAAAGUAAAUGUCAUUCAGGAAGAAUAUCAAGAAUACUGCCAAACAAAGGGGAGAAGUCUAUACACACUUCUAGAGGAGAUAAGGGACCUAGCUCUCCUGGAUGUUUCAAGCAAUUACAGAUUAUAAAAUAUUCUUAUUUCAUUAAAAGAGCUUUAUCUUA